AAUACUAAGAUGCCAAUCCGGCAAUUCUUCUUGCAUUCCUUAUAAGCGAUAUCCACAGCCAUUCAUGAUCUAUCUCAGUAUACUGCCUUUUGGUUAGAGCAUAUUAAACCAUUUGCAACAUGGCAGCAGUCAAACUUCCAGCAGUGCGCGCUGACGACGCUUUUGGCGAGCAAGUUCGGAGUCAUUAUACUGUCGAAGAAAACAGUAACAAGCCAGUCGACCUUGUGAAACUCGAAGAAGAACGCGAAAAGAGAAAGGGCAAAUAUUCUCAGAUCGCUCAUGACUACUACGAGUUGGCAACUUUGAACCUCGAGUUCGGAUGGAACAGAAAGUUCCAUUUUGGCCCAUAUCUCGAUAAGGAACAGUCGAUCCGAGAAGCACUAGCUGCUCAUGACCACUAUCAGUUCUUGACAAUGGGUGUCAAGCCUGGCAUGCGAGGCUUGGAUGCUGGGUGUGGUAUCGGCGAGCCCGCUCGUGACUAUGUCAAGUGGGCCGACGUUCAUAUCACCGGUGUCACCAUUACUCAAUUUCAGGUCGAUCGUGCAACUCAGUAUGCCGAGGAAGAAGGUCUUAGCGACAAAGUUGACUUUGUCCGAGCAGACUUUUGUCAAAUGCCAUUCCCUGACAACACUUUCGACUUCGUCUAUGCUCAAGAAGCUACCGUCCACGCUCCAGAACUUCGCGAUGUCUAUACUGAGAUCUGUCGUGUGCUUAAGCCCGGCGGUGUCUUUGGUGUAGGAGAAUGGUGUAUGACUGAUAAGUUCGACCCCAAGAACGAACACCACAUCGACAUCCGUCGCAGAAUCGAGCGUGGUAAUGGUAUUGCCAACAUGAAGACAACUGCAGAAGCCCUUGAGGAGUUCAAGUUUGCUGGCUAUGAAAUAUAUCAUGUCGAAGAUCACGCAUUGAAGGGUCUGAAAGACCGCCCUUGGUGGAGUCCUCUCGAUGCCAAUACCAAACUGUUCCCUACAGGAAAAGAUUGGUGGACCGUAUACUUCCUUAAACCUUGGGUCUGGAGACUUGCUCGUGCCUUCACGUGGACCGCAGGCAAGGUCGGCUAUCAGAGCAAGGUCGAUACCGACACUCUUCUAGAGGCGCUCAACACACAAGGUCAGGCCGUCUGGGGAUUGAGAGAUGGUGGUAAAUAUGAGAUCUUCACGCCUUGCUAUCAGAUGUACGGCAGAAAGCCCGAGAACUGGGUACAUCCCCAGCCCGAAAAGGCCAAAGAGGCUGCUAUCAGAGUGGCCGCCGCAGCAGCGGCAAAGACAACUACUAAUGGCGAGGCCGCAGUCGUCUAAGAUGGGAAGCAAUGACAAGCGCGUGAAUUCUUCCUGUAAAGUGCAUGCCGGUUACUCCAUGCCUGCGAAUGCUGCAGUGCUCGUGUGUCCCGAAGGUGCAU
Messenger RNA from Aureobasidium pullulans EXF-150, 1399 nucleotides. Its product is annotated as S-adenosyl-L-methionine-dependent methyltransferase. The transcript has 4 exons. NCBI's taxonomy places the organism in Eukaryota, Fungi, Ascomycota, Dothideomycetes, Dothideales, Saccotheciaceae. Gene Ontology annotation, biological process: ergosterol biosynthetic process. Gene Ontology annotation, molecular function: sterol 24-C-methyltransferase activity. Gene Ontology annotation, cellular component: endoplasmic reticulum. Bases 120 to 1298 code for a protein of 392 amino acids. The record is from RefSeq and is a predicted model, not a curated record.